Meloidogyne enterolobii is the source of this 420-nucleotide messenger RNA. NCBI's taxonomy places the organism in Eukaryota, Metazoa, Nematoda, Chromadorea, Rhabditida, Meloidogynidae. The record is from the annotation of a GenBank genome assembly.
AUGGAGUCUCUUGUAGUUAUUCCUUGUUCAAAAUCUUCAGCUGAACAAAGAGCUGGACGUGCCGGACGUUUAAGACCUGGAAAAUGUUUUCGUCUUUACCCAGAAUCUGAAUUUAAAAAAUUGAGUAAUUCAACAAUUCCAGAAAUUCAACGAGGAGAUUUGUCUUCGGUUAUUUUGAGGCUAAAAGCUUUGGGAGUUCAGAAUGUUUUGAGAUUUAAUUACCUUUCUCGCCCAUCUUCUGCUGUAAUGGUUCAGUCCCUUCAAAUGCUUAACGCUUUAAAAGCAAUUGAUGAUGAUGGACUUUUAACAAAUCCUUUAGGUUUUCAAAUGGCUGAAUUACCUUUAUCUGCAAUGCAUGCAAAAGCUUUAAUUUCUUCAGGUUGUUUAAAAAAUUUUUUUUCAUUUCGAAAAAUUUUUUAA